Pteronotus mesoamericanus is the source of this 1614-nucleotide messenger RNA. RefSeq names its product mono-ADP ribosylhydrolase 2 (gene MACROD2). NCBI's taxonomy places the organism in Eukaryota, Metazoa, Chordata, Mammalia, Chiroptera, Mormoopidae. Bases 250 to 1614 code for a protein of 454 amino acids. The record is from RefSeq and is a predicted model, not a curated record. The transcript is spliced from 18 exons.
UGACCUAGUUGACAGGUUCUGAGGUGUUCCUGUGGCGGUGUCUGCGGAGCUGAGACGGUUGGGAACCAGAGCCCAGCGCGGGCUGAGGGACGAGGGCGGCGACUGGAGGGCUGCUAGCAGCGUGGCACGCGGCACCUUUUUCACUUUUUCUCUCCCGAGUGCCCCUCCUAUCCCUCCCACUCCACACCACCCCGUUUGCCCGUGAGCCUGGGGAACUUGCAGCUUAAAGCCAGCCACCCCCACGGCAACAUGUACCCCAGCAACAAGAAGAAAAAGGUGUGGAGAGAGGAGAAAGAACGCUUACUGAAGAUGACCCUAGAGGAAAGACGUAAAGAAUACAUAAGGGACUAUAUUCCCCUGAACACUAUCCUAUCAUGGAAGGAGGAGGUGAAGGGCAAGAGCCAAAAUGAUGAAGAAAAUACUCAGGAAACAUCACAAGUGAAGAAAAAUUUGAAUGAAAAAGUUUCUCUCUAUAGAGGUGACAUCACAUUGCUAGAGGUAGAUGCUAUAGUCAAUGCGGCAAAUGCCAGUCUUCUUGGAGGAGGAGGUGUGGAUGGCUGUAUUCACAGAGCAGCUGGCCCCUGUUUGCUUGCUGAGUGUCGUAACCUGAAUGGCUGUGAAACUGGACAUGCAAAAAUCACAUGUGGCUACGACCUGCCUGCUAAAUAUGUCAUCCAUACAGUAGGGCCGAUAGCAAGAGGACAUAUUAACAGUUCCCACAAGGAAGACCUUGCAAAUUGCUAUAAAUCAUCUCUGAAGCUGGUGAAAGAAAAUAACAUCCGAUCAGUUGCAUUUCCCUGUAUUUCAACAGGCAUUUAUGGUUUCCCGAAUGAGCCUGCUGCAGUGAUUGCCCUCAGCACCGCUAAGGAAUGGCUAGCCAAGAAUCACCAUGAGGUGGAUCGAAUUGUCUUCUGUGUCUUCCUAGAAGUCGACUUCAAAAUCUACAAAAAGAAAAUGAGCGAGUUUUUCCCCAUAGGUGAUAAUGAAGAAAAAGAUGUUGACAUGAAAGAAGAUCCAGAGAGGUUAGAGACAAAAGGCCUCUCUCCACCCCAAAAGAAGAGCAAAGCAAAGAAGCCAGAAAGUCUCAAAGAUUCUAGUGAGGAUGAAAAUGGUCCAGAGGGAAAACAAAGUGUGGAAGAAAUGGAAGGGCAGAGCCAAGAAGCAGAUGGUGUCAAUGCUGCUACUGUGCACAGCUCUGCUUCAGAAGAGGCAGCUGAAGUCUGUAAAGAUGAAGAAUCUGCAAAAGAUGACAAUAUUACAAAAGACAGUGAAGUAACAGAUCAUUCUGUGUGUGACGAAGACAAUCCCAAUGGACAAGAGAAUGAUGCAAUGAAGAAUGAAAUAAAAAUUGAGGAAGAGUCACAGAGCUCAUUCAUGGAAACAGAAGAGUUUUCAUCAAACCAAGAAGAUACCACAAUUGUGGAGCAAGAAGAAGUGAUUCCACUUACAAGUGACCAAGAGGAAAAAAAGGAGAAAGCUCAAGGAGAGGACAUGCCUAGGGUUUCUGUGAAAAACAAAGGUUCCUGCAACACAGAAAACACGACAAGUCCUGAUGUUGAAAUGAAUAGUCAGGUUGACAGUGUAAAUGACCCAACAGAGAGUCAGCAAGAUUAA